This is a messenger RNA of Miscanthus lutarioriparius, 2313 nucleotides long. The record is from the annotation of a GenBank genome assembly. NCBI's taxonomy places the organism in Eukaryota, Viridiplantae, Streptophyta, Magnoliopsida, Poales, Poaceae.
AUGGCCACGCCGGCGGUCAGCAUCAUCCACGGCAGCAACGACACCAUCCAUGACUUGUAUGGAUUUACCAAGGCCAUGUACGAGUGGAUCUCUCUCAUGAUGGCUGGGACCAAGACUUUAGGCCCUCAUCCAAGGGGCGAUGAUGGUGACAGGCCGCCUCGUCCUCCUAGACAGGACAAAGGCAAGGCAGUGGAGCAGCCGCGUCAGAAGAAGCAGAAGCACCCCGACAGACAGACACAACAGUCUAUUGAGGUUGCAGCAACAACAAAGGCCGCAAAGUGUGGAGGCAACAAUGAUUCGCUUUACCCGACAGAGCCUCAGCAGCAGCCGGAGCCUGGCUUAGGCAGCAGGUCGCAUCACAGAGCGCGGGACGACUCAGAUGUCCCACCUACAGAGGCAGAGGAGGAGAGCAGGUCGCGCUGUAGAGGGCAGGACGAUGCAGAGGUCCCACCUACAGAGGAGGAGGAUGGUCUGCCACCUUGCCACGUCGACCUCCGUGGUGCUUCAACUAGCAGAGUCAAGCGAUACCGUCUUGCCUCACUUGACCAGUGGUUCCCCGAGCAGCGGGAUGUCAGGGCAGGUGAUAGCUUUUACACUACUCUCCAGGCCUCUUUCUUCAGGACCUUUGAGUCAGAGAGGAUAGCAUUGCGCUCUCACAGGCUCUUGCAGUUGGGUUUCUUGAGAGCUGCAGCUGGUUCAGAGGAGAUACAACAACACAUUGAGUACCUGCCUGGCUUAGAGGCGCUUGUGACAAGACCAGGGCUCACCCGAGGCACGUUAGCACCCUUCAGGCAUCUUCUCAGCAUUUUGGAGUUUACAGACCUACUCACACCGGCGACGCUCGCCGUGGCAGCAGGGUUCUCAGAAAGGUUCGCAGAGGCUUGUCAGCUGAGGAGAGAGAGGAGCAGGAGGAGCAGGACGAGGCUAUUCGUCAGGAUGAGCACGAGGACUUGGCACACUUGUUCAGCGAGGACCUACCUUCUAGUGACAGCUCUGAUGAUUUACUUUAGAGUCCCUUCACCUCCACCCUCCUCGAGAGCACACGACGCAGAGGCUGGGGGCUCUGGCUCAGGCAAUGCACAGGCUGGUGGCUCUGGUUCAGCAGCAGACACCUCUCGAGAUCAGUGGAUCCGAGAGAUGUUUGAGCGCCAGCAACAGGCCCAUGAGAGACAGCUACAGGCCCAGGCAGCAGCACACGAGCAGAUGAUGGCCUUGAUCUCUGGACUCUCAGCUCGUCAGGACCAAUUCCAGGCACAGUUAGCUCAGGAGAGGCAGACAACACAGUGCUUACUCCAACACCUCCUUGGACAAUCAUCCUUGGUUCCUCCUGUGCAGCAGGCUCCAACUGCUCCACUCCAAACACCUGUAGUCCCAGCGUUACAGUCUAGUGGACUUCUUGGACAGGGUGGUUUCGUUCAACAACAGUUCGUGUCCCCGUUAACCGAGUUCCCAUGUGCCUUCACUACACCGGGUUCGGGUGUGCCACAGGGUUUCGCUGGCUUGUCUCAGUCCGCUCCAGCAGCUUCUGCAGGACAGACAAAGUCAGUGUUGGCUUCCACAUCAGCAGCUACCGCCUCUUGUAGUCUCUCAGCUACUUUCAAUGAGACCAUAGGCUUGCCUACUUCAUCAGCGACAGCUAAGGCACCUGUGACAGCCUCAGGAGCUAUAGAGUCCGCCUCCACAGAGACUGUACCUUCUUCGGUGCCUGCGAUUUUUAAACCUUUAGCAAACCUCCGUAAUGAAGAGCAAGAGAGGAUGGAGCAAGGGCAACAAUUGGAGGCUGCAGUAAAACCAAACGUGAGAAUAAGGCAACAACAAACCUUGUCAAUAUUCACUAAAUUUCCAGCACAAAUUGAAAGCAAAAGAAGGCAGAUAUUAAACUCUAUAUUAACACUUGCUAUGUCUCACCUUGUCCCAUCAGCACUAAAUCAGCAGAACACAGGAGCACUAACAGAAGGGAGACCAAAGAACCUGAAAAUUUCAUGUCACUGCACAGCUCAACUCGCGCCAAUCAUCAAAGAGCAAAGAAAGCUCUCGGCUGGGAAUGCGAUGAACGGGCAGAGGCGAAGUCGGGGGAAAUGGGGCACCUGCAGGGCGGUGUCGUUGGAGGCGGUUGACGGCGUGGAAUACGUGGCCGCGGUGCACGGAGCGGCCGUCGGCCAUCAUCCAGCCCCGCAUGGCCGCGCCGACCGACGCCGCCCUCUCCACCCGCCGCGGCCAGCGAGCCCUCCUGUCCUGGAUCCUCGCUUGCCCCCUCAGCCCGAGGAGGAGGACGAAGAGGAGGCGCGGUGGCGUUGCAUCAGGAGCUGGUGA